UUCUUGUUUUUCUAGAAGAGUCCAGAAGGAGAGAGCGGACUCCCCUGGACCCAGCGGUGUCUCCUUGAAGAGCGACUGGUCUAUGGAACAUCCUCCUGACCUUAAAGAUGGACGUCCCUCCAGAGAGGAGAGGCGACUCCAGGAGAGGUCAAAGGUUACCAGUGCUCAGUCUAUACAGCAGAAUCAAGCAGAGCUGAUCAAGAGGGCUGAGGAGAACGCACACGCUUUUCUAGACAAGGAGCUGAAGAAGCUCUGGAGGGAUCUCUUCUCAAAUUACCCACAAUGCUCAGAGAGUCAGAGGGAGAAGGAGGAGGAGCUGGAUGAUAAGAACGAGGAGCAGAGGAGGCGCGCCAUAGAGGGAGUGGUAGACAUCACAAAGCUCUGCCUGAUGGAGAUGAACCAGGAGGAACUGGCCGACAAGCUGGGGAGUGGAGCUGUUGCGGUCCAGUGGCAACAUGAACUCAAGGCUCAUCUGAAGAAGAAGUUCCACUGUGUGUUUGAGGGAAUCGCUAGAGCCGGAGAGCAGAGACCUCUGAAUGAGAUCUACACAGAGCUCUUCAUCACAGAGAGAGGCAGUGGAGAGGUCAACAAGGAACACGAGGUCAGACUGAUUGAAAAGGCAUCCAGGAAAACAGCCAAUGAGGAAACACCAAUCAGAUGUGAAGACAUCUUUAAACCUGGACAAGAUAAAGCAAUCAGAACAAUAAUGACAACCGGAGUGGCCGGCAUUGGUAAAACUCUCUUAACCCACAAGUUCACUCUGGACUGGGCAGAAGGCAAAGCCAACCAAGACAUAGACUUCGCAUUUCUCCUCACUUUCAGAGAGCUGAAUUUACUGAAAGGGAAAGAGUUUAGCUUACUGGAACUUCUUCAUCAGUUUUCUGUUGAAACCAAAGAAUCAGGAAUCUACAGAUACGACCAUGACCAAGUAGUCUUCAUCUUGGAUGGUCUGGAUGAGUGUCGACUUCCUCUGGACUUCCAGAACAACCCGAUCUGGACUGAUGUCACCGAGCCGACCUCAGUGGAUGUGCUGCUGACAAACAUCAUCAGGGGAGUCCUGCUUCCCUCUGCCCGCAUCUGGAUAACCACACGCCCUGCCGCAGCCAAUCAGAUCCCUGCUGAGUGUGUUAACAUGGUGACAGAGGUGAGAGGGUUCACAGACCCACAGAAGGAGGAGUACUUCAGGAAGAGAUUCAGAGAGGGGACAAUGGCCACCACAAUCAUCUCUCACGUCAAGAAAUCUCGAAGCCUCCACAUCAUGUGUCACAUCCCAGUCUUCUGUUGGAUCACUGCUACAGUUCUAGUGGACUUCUUCAAAACAUCCCAGAGAGGAGAAGAGGUGCCCAAGACCGUGACUCAGAUGUACAGCCACUUCCUGAGGGUUCAGUCCAUACAGGGGGACAGGAAGUAUCAUGGGCGAGCUGAAACCGAUCCACAAUGGAGUUCGGAGAGCAGGGAGAUCAUUGUUUCUCUGGGGAAACUGGCUUUUAACCAGCUGGAGAAAGGCCAGCUGAUCUUCUACGAGGCAGACUUGGCAGAGUGUGACAUCGAUAUCAGAGCAGCCUCAGUGUACUCAGGAGUGUUCACCCAGAUCUUUAAAGAGGAGUGUGGACUGCACCAGGACAGGAUGUUCUGCUUCGUCCAUCUGAGCAUCCAGGAGUUUCUGGCUGCCCUUUAUGUCUUUCUGUCCUUCAUCAACACUGGUGUCAACCUGCUCUCAGAAGAACAUCCAACCUCCAGGGAAGCUGAACUCCUCCCCCUCUACCAGAGUGCUGUGGACAAGGCCUUACAGAGUGAGAACGGACACCUGGACUUGUUCCUCCGCUUCUUCCUGGGCCUCUCUCUAGAGACCAAUCAGAUGCUCCUACAAGGUCUGCUGGGACCAAGAGGAAUUCAAUUACUGGACAAUCUAACAAAAAACGUUCCAUCGGGGCUGACAGGAAGGAGGUCACAAAUCAAUAACCAAAUAGUCCAUUACAUCAAGGAGAAGAUAGGUGGAGAUCUCUCUCAAGAGAGAAGCAUCAAUCUGUUCCACUGUCUGAAUGAGCUGAAUGACAGUUCUCUAGUGGAGGAGAUCCAACAGUACCUGUCAUCAGGAAGUCUCUCCACUGAAUCUCUCUCCUCUGCUCAGUGGUCAGCUCUUGUCUUCAUCGUACUGACAUCAGAAGAGCAGCUGGACGUGUUUUACCUGAAGAAAUACUCUGCUUCUGACGAGGGUCUUCUGGGGCUGCUGCCAUUGGUCAAAGCCUCCAAAACAUCUCUGCUGAACAGCUGUAAGCUGUCGGAGAGAUGCUGUAAAGCUCUGGCCUCAGUUCUCAGCUCCAACUCCUCUAGUCUGAGAGAGCUGGACCUGAGUACCAAUGAUCUGCAGGAUUCAGGAGUGAAGCUGCUCUCUGCUGGACUGGGGAGUCCACACUGUACACUGGAAACUCUCAGGCUGAAUUCCUGUCAUCUGUCAGAGCGAUGCUGUGAAGCUCUGGCCUCAGCUCUCAGCUCCAACUCCUCUAGUCUGAGAGAGCUGGACCUGAGUUCCAAUGAUCUGAAGGAUUCAGGAGUGAAGCUGCUCUCUGCUGGACUGGGGAGUCCCCACUGUACACUGGAAACUCUCAGGCUGAUUGGCUGUCAUCUGUCAGAGCGAUGCUGUGAAGCUCUGGACUCAAUCCUCAGCUCCAACUCCUCUAGUCUGAGAGAGCUGGACCUGAGUAACAAUGAUCUGCAGGAUUCAGGAGUGAAGCUGCUCUCUGCUGGACUGGGGAGUCCACACUGUACACUGGAAACUCUCAGGCUGACUGGCUGUCAUCUGUCAGAGAGAUGCUGUGAAGCUCUGGCCUCAGUUCUCAGCUCCAACUCCUCUAGUCUGAGAGAGCUGGACCUGAGUAACAAUGAUCUGCAGGAUUCAGGAGUGAAGCUGCUCUCUGCUGGACUGGGGAGUCCACACUGUACACUGGAAACCCUCAGGUUGUCUGGCUGCCUGGUCACACAGGAAGGCUGUGCUUCUCUGGCUUCAGCUCUGAGCUCCAACCCUUCCCAUCUGAGAGAGCUGGACCUGAGCCACAAUCACCCAGGAGACUCAGGAGCUGCGCUGCUCUCUGCUGGACUGGAGGAUCCACAAUGGAGACUGGACACUCUCAGUGUGGAGCACAGUGGAGUGUGGAGACUGAAACCAGCUCUAAAGAAGUAUGCCUGUGAACUCACACUGGACCCAAACACAGCCCAGAGACGACUCUCUCUGUCUGAGGACAGCAGGAAGGUGACGCGGGUUGAAGAGGACCAGUCGUACCCGGAUCACCCAGAGAGGUUUGACAGCUGGGAGCAGGUGUUGUUUAGAGAGGGUCUGCCUGGCCGCUGCUACUGGGAGGUAGAGUGGGGAGGACGGGUUUAUAUAGGAGUGGCAUACAGAGGAAUGAAAAGGAGAGGAGGGGGUACUGACAGCCUGCUUGGAUUGAGCAACAAGUCCUGGAGUCUUGUUUGUUAUGACGACGAUGAUGGUCUCUACACUGCCUUUCACAACAGUAGUUCAACAGCCCUACGUCUCCCCCCCCCUCACUCUAACAGAGUAGGAGUGUAUCUGGACCGGCCUGCUGGCUCUCUGUCCUUCUACAGAGUGUCCCCAGGAGGAGGGGGGUCCUCAGACACACUGACACACAUCCACACCUUCCAGGCCUCCUUCACCCAGGAGGUCCUCCUCGCUGGGUUUAGGUUGUAUAAGAGUGGUUCCUCAGCGUCUCUGUGAGUGUCCAUUGUAGACACACAAACACACACAUGUAGACAGUCAUAAACACACCCAAACCAACAAUCACAUAUGUACAUAGAAAUUAACACACACGCACACACAAACAAACACAUCGUUCAUGACUCUAUAAACAAACACACACACAAGCACACACAAACAAACACAUCGCACUCUAUAAACACACACACACACACACACACACACACUUACACAGACUUAUUUACACACACACACACACACACACACACACACACACACACACACACACACACACACACACACACACACACACACACACACACACACACACACACACACACACACACACACACACACACACACACACACACACACACA
Gadus macrocephalus (Pacific cod) is the source of this 4090-nucleotide messenger RNA. RefSeq names its product NACHT, LRR and PYD domains-containing protein 12-like. Gene Ontology annotation, molecular function: protein binding. The coding region runs from base 83 to 3733 and encodes 1216 amino acids. The record is from RefSeq and is a predicted model, not a curated record. Lineage: Eukaryota; Metazoa; Chordata; Actinopteri; Gadiformes; Gadidae. The transcript is spliced from 11 exons.